GAAAAUUGAAACAUGCUCAAUUUUAUUAAAGAAAGAAAGAAAUAAAAAAAGAGGAGAGAGACUUUGCUCUACCUUUCUGGAAAGUCGCCGAUGGCGAGCCCUAUGAUAACCAAUCGAACUCCAAUUUCUUGCUCACUUCUCUUCGGAGCCUCCUUCCCUUCUUCUUCUUCUUCUCUGUCUUCCCUUCAAAUACCAGCGCGAGCACGGAACAGGAGGGCAUCGGGUUUCAGGAUCAGAGCCGAGACGAUGGCGACGGAGAAGCUGGGGAUCAAGAUCGAGAGGAACCCUCCCGAGUCCAAGCUCGCCGAGCUCGGCGUCCGCCAAUGGCCCAAGUGGGGAUGUGCUCCUAGUAAAUUCCCAUGGACAUACACCGCAAAGGAGACGUGCUAUCUGCUGGAAGGAAAGGUGAAAGUAUACCCCGAUGGGCAUGGUGAUGAGUUCGUGGAGAUUGGGCCGGGUGAUCUGGUGGAGUUCCCCAAAGGCAUGAAGUGUACCUGGGAUGUCUCAGUGGCUGUGGAUAAGCACUACAAUUUCGAUUAGGAACUGGAAAUGAUGAACUACCAAACUUUUUCAUGGACCAACAUUGAUCUCUCUGUAAACUGGGAUGGGUGUCUCAAUGUUUUGAGAUGCCAAUGCUUUGCAGUACCCUGUUAACUGAUAUAAUUAAUAGUGAUGGUAUUAAAGAGACUAGUUCUUUAUCA
Messenger RNA from Phoenix dactylifera (date palm), 701 nucleotides. The record is from RefSeq and is a predicted model, not a curated record. NCBI's taxonomy places the organism in Eukaryota, Viridiplantae, Streptophyta, Magnoliopsida, Arecales, Arecaceae.